AUGGUUUCCUGUAACGGAGUCAUGAACGUUGUUACGGUGCAGUUGGUGCGCUUUUAUCAAUUAAAAGAAAUUUUAGUAUCAAAAGCUGGAUAUCGGAUCCUUGUUUUGGUAUUGAAUGGACUGGAAUCAGAUGCAAUAAAGGGCUUCCACGAUUUGUCCGGGAGGAAUCUGUCUGGAACUGUACCAAAAGGGAUGAGCCAAAUAACUGAAUUGAGAAGCAUUUCUCUUCAGAACAAUAAUUUAUCAGGAACAUUGCCAGACUUGUGCAGCUUAACCAAAUUGGAGAUAAUACGUCUUGAAAACAACUACUUGACAGGAAUCAUCCCAGAUUGUCUGUCACAAUUGAGUAACUUAAAACAACUGUACGUUUCAUAUUUUGCAGCAAUUUCAUGCUAG
This is a messenger RNA of Cryptomeria japonica (Japanese cedar), 396 nucleotides long. Its product is annotated as probable LRR receptor-like serine/threonine-protein kinase At2g23950. Gene Ontology annotation, molecular function: protein binding. The transcript has 4 exons. The coding region runs from base 1 to 396 and encodes 131 amino acids. Lineage: Eukaryota; Viridiplantae; Streptophyta; Pinopsida; Cupressales; Cupressaceae. The record is from RefSeq and is a predicted model, not a curated record.